Messenger RNA from Plectropomus leopardus (leopard coralgrouper), 1929 nucleotides. RefSeq names its product NADPH oxidase 4 (gene nox4). NCBI's taxonomy places the organism in Eukaryota, Metazoa, Chordata, Actinopteri, Perciformes, Serranidae. Gene Ontology annotation, molecular function: superoxide-generating NAD(P)H oxidase activity. Gene Ontology annotation, cellular component: NADPH oxidase complex; plasma membrane. The record is from RefSeq and is a predicted model, not a curated record. Gene Ontology annotation, biological process: superoxide anion generation; defense response.
CUGGCAGCCAACACCUGGCUGUUCCUGAAGACCUUCCUGCUGUACUCCACUGGACAGCAGUAUCACUACCUCUACAAGAUGCUCGGGCUAGGACUGUGCAUCAGCAGGGCGUCUGCAUCUGUGCUGAACCUGAACUGCAGCUUGGUGCUAUUGCCCAUGUGUCGCACUCUGCUCACCUUUGUCCGAGGAACACAAAUGGUAUCGAGCAGAGAGACACGGAGACUGCUGGACAAGAGCAAGACCUUUCAUGUUGCAUGUGGAGUUGCCAUCUGCAUCUUUUCUGUUGUGCACGUGUCUGCCCACCUGGCGAAUGUCGUCAACUUCAGUGUGAGCUACUCAGACGACUUUCCUGCUCUUAAUUUGGCACGCUACAAAGGAGAGGACCCCAAGCUGAUCAUUUUGACCACAAUCCCAGGAGUCACGGGCGUCCUGUUGGUUCUUAUUCUCUUCCUGAUGUUCACAUCCUCCUCCUACUGCGUACGAUUGUCAAACUACGAGAUCUUCUGGUACACACACAACCUCUUCAUUGUCUUCUACGUCAUCCUCAUGGUGCACAUGGUCGGAGGAGCUCUGAAGUAUCAGACCAACAUAGAGGCCCACCCUCCUGGCUGCCUCAGAGCCAAUCAGAGCAGCACGGAGCAGCAGGGUGAGGAGCUGGAGCAGGGCGAGGAUGAAGAGAGGAGAUGCGGAGAGGAGGCUUACUUCCAGCCACACUACCCCCAGACGUGGCUUUGGGUGUCUGGUCCUCUCUGCCUUUACUGUGCCGAGCGUUUCUACCGCUACAUCCGGAGCAGCGACCCGGUUACCAUAGUGACAGUCAUCAGGCACCCCUGUAGUGUCAUUGAGUUGCGCAUGCUGAAGAAGAACUUCAAAGCUCGUCCGGGACAGUAUGUUGUUCUUAACUGUCCAGGUGUCUCUUCAUUUGAGAACCAUCCCUUCACGCUCACAACGUGUCCCACAGAGAAAAAGGAAACUUUUGGCAUCCAUCUUCGAGUCGUGGGAGACUGGACUGAGCGGUUCACACAGCUGUUACUUCCUGAACCAAGGAUAGAUUUGGAGAUCCUUCCCAUGGUGCAACAGAGGAGAUACCCCCAGCUCUACGUGGAUGGUCCCUUUGGAAGUCCAUCAGAGGAAGUGUUUAACUACGACGUCAGUGUUUGUGUUGCGGGGGGAAUAGGAGUCACACCGUUCGCCUGCGUGCUGCAUGCUCUGCUUGACGGCUGGACGGGUUUCAGGUUGCAGAGGUUGUACUUUGUGUGGGUCUGCAGGGAGCUCCAGUCCUUCUACUGGUUUGCUGAGCUGCUGUGUGCCCUUCAUCACAAGCUUUGGCAGGAAAACAAACCGGACUACUUUAAUUUGAAACUGUACGUCAGUCAGACAGACAGCCUGCAGAGCAUGUCUGAGGAGAAGUACCGCCCACUCACCUCAAGGCUGCUGGUCGGUCGACCCAGGUGGAAGUUACUGUUUGAUGAGAUUGGGAAGUCCAAUAAGCAUAAGCGAGUUGGGGUUUUCUGCUGUGGUCCAAAAGGUAUCUCCAGGACUCUCCACAGACUGUGUAACUCUGCUCGAUCCUCUGGAACAACCUUUGAAUUCAACAAGGAGUCCUUCAGCUGAUCAGAGUUGGUUCUACAUUUUGAGGUCAACCUCACUGAAAACAAGAGCAACUUUGCCAUUUGAUGUAUAUGAAACUUGCCAAAAUAACUUGUGAAUUCAGAGACUAUAUUAUUAUUUCACAUGCAUCCCCACCCAUGAUUACAAAAGGCCCAGCAGGACAAGACCUUAACCUGCAGCAUGAGACUUGCUCCGCUCUACAAACCAGCCCAACCCCCAGCUGACGGCUUGAAAAGCUUCAACAUCUGAGAAAAACUGAAGACACCAGUCCACUGCACUCAUAAUGCUCUAUGUUUCUAAAGUUAAAGCUAGAUUUCC